Molecule: messenger RNA, 2147 nt
Organism: Passer montanus (Eurasian tree sparrow)
Lineage: Eukaryota; Metazoa; Chordata; Aves; Passeriformes; Passeridae
Gene: RALYL
Product: RALY RNA binding protein like
Exons: 11
Coding region: 222-1190 (322 amino acids)
Cellular component (GO): nucleus
Molecular function (GO): RNA binding
Source: RefSeq, a predicted model, not a curated record
GAGGCAGAGACUAGAGAGGAGAGAAAAAAAAAGCGCCUCAUUCCUUCUUCCACCGCCAUACUGUAUUUUAUAGUAACUCUCAUUUUUAUUCCUCCCUUUUACUCCCGCUCGUGGAAGGUUUUCCUGGAGAAUGAAGUGCGGUUUGGUUUCCUUGUCAACGGAAGAUGAAGUGAACAACUGAACAUCUCCCCAGUGCAGAUUUAAAGCCAAGUGAUCCAACCAUGACUGGCAAAACACAGACCAGCAAUGUCACCAAUAAGAACGACCCAAAGUCCAUCAACUCCAGAGUCUUCAUCGGUAAUCUGAACACAGCUAUUGUCAAAAAAGGUGACAUCGAAGCAAUCUUUGCGAAGUACGGGAAGAUCGUGGGCUGCUCGGUGCACAAAGGCUAUGCCUUCGUACAGUACAUGAGCGAGAGGCACGCGAGGGCCGCGGUGGCAGGAGAGAAUGCCAGGAUCAUUGCAGGGCAGCCAUUAGAUAUCAACAUGGCAGGAGAACCAAAACCAUACAGACCAAAACCUGGCAACAAGCGGCCACUUUCAGCACUUUACAGACUUGAAUCAAAGGAGCCUUUUCUGUCCGUUGGUGGUUAUGUCUUUGAUUAUGAUUACUACAGAGAUGAUUUCUACAAUCGGUUGUUUGAUUACCAUGGCCGUGUCCCCCCACCGCCCCGUGCAGUGAUUCCACUCAAACGUCCUCGUGUGGCUGUGACAACAACUCGUAGAGGCAAAGGGGUUUUCUCCAUGAAGGGAGCAUCACGGUCCACUUCAAGUGGGACUUCUUCCUCAGGAUCCAAAUCACCCACCCGUCUUCCCCUGCCCCUUAUGUGGAGUGAUACUGUCCUUGGAAGCAUCACUGGAAGAGGAAGAGAAAGAUCAGUGAAAUCAGAUGAGUUGCAAACAAUCAAGAAAGAAUUAACUCAAAUCAAAACAAAAAUUGACUCCUUGCUAGGGAGACUGGAAAAAAUUGAAAAGCAGCAAAAAGCUGAAGCAGAAGCCCAAAAGAAACAAAUGGAAGAUAAUGCUGAUUUGAUUCAAGAGGAAUGCAUAUCAGAGAAUGCAGAUAACUCUACGGAAGAGCCAAUUGAAGGAGGGCCAGAUGCAGAUGGGGAUGGAGAAGAUAUGACUGAUGGGAUAGAGGAGGAUUUUGAUGAGGAUGGCAGCAAUGAGCUGUUUCUACAGAUCAAGUGAUGAAAUGUCAUGUGUGAACCCUCUGAAGGCUGAGAAGAGAAACUCUGACUUCCCCACAGAAAAUUGUGAACUGCAGUUUCUUACUGGCUGACAACACCUUUGACUCAAUUUGUAUGAAACUCAAUUUACUUAUUAAAAUGGACAUUAUUGUUCAAAUAUUAGAAACUCCAUUUCUUAUAUGUUCUAAGCUGUACAAUUGUCAGAUUUUUAUGGUUUAGAUUGUAAAUGUGUUUUUCUCUGGCUAAUUAUUGGUAUUAUUUUUUUAAUUUUGAUGUCUUAAAGGCCAAUGUACUGUAUCAUAAUAAUAUGAAGGACGUAUUUAACAGGUGUGGAAAACACUGUAUACAAAUGUAUAUUUCUAAAAGCUAUUUUUAUGAUUAGCACAUUUUACUGUUUUACCAUAUUUAGAGUCAGGUGAUAUUGCACUUCUUUGUUUACUGCUUAGUUCAAACAAGACCAUUUUGAUCAGUGCACAAUUAAAUACAUCGUAUGGUAUUUCCCAUUAUUUUAUUCAAUUAUUUGUCAUUGGAAAUAAUUACAUUUGGUAUUAGAAUAGCUUCAAAAAAGUGAAAAUGUCAAAAUAAGAGAGCAAUCCUUGAUAAAUUGUAAAUUGCAUCCUCCUGUAAAUCCCCUUCUUCAGAUAAGCCCUCUCUGUGAUGCCAUUCAUCAGACAGUUGUUACAGCUGUUCUUGCAAAUCUUUAAAGGCAGUUUGUUGCUACCAUAUGGAAAGUCAGUCAGCCUCCCAUCUAGCCAGAAAAAUUACUUACAGCCUGCCAAUAUCUGAAAGCCUGAGUUAGCCUACUUAUUACUUUUUGGUUUCUUUUCUGGCAGUAGUCUUUCCACACACAAACUGCUAAGGCACUCCUGAAAGACUGAAGUUGGAAUAAUUAAUUAUUACAGAUGUAGGGGGAAUCUCAGUAUAGAAUUUCUUAAUAAAUCAUAUUUCCUUUCAAACA